Molecule: messenger RNA, 1416 nt
Organism: Lolium rigidum
Lineage: Eukaryota; Viridiplantae; Streptophyta; Magnoliopsida; Poales; Poaceae
Product: translation initiation factor IF3-4, chloroplastic-like
Exons: 10
Coding region: 16-990 (324 amino acids)
Biological process (GO): ribosome disassembly; translational initiation
Molecular function (GO): ribosome binding; translation initiation factor activity
Source: RefSeq, a predicted model, not a curated record
ACCGCACCCCCGACCAUGGCCGGCAUCGCCGCCGGCUUCGCCUUCGCCCCGGCAGUCUCCCGCCACCUCCCUUACAGGUCCGCCACCUCCACCACGUACGCGUCCGUUCCUUCGUCUUCCUUCUCCGUCUCCCCGGUGCCGUGGUCACGGGCCGCGCGGCGGGGGCGGCCGAAGCGCGGGCUCGUCGCGGUCGCGCGCUACUCCUCGUACGGGAGCGACGAGGAUGACGAUGAGGACGGCGGAGGUGGGAGGAACCGCGCCCCCGAGCCGGAGCAGGACCCCGCCCUCGACAUCGACCGCAUUCAGUCCUCGACCGUAAGGCUGCUGGAUGCCAAGAAAGAUAUGGUUGGUGUUAUACCUGUAAGCGAGGCAGUUAGAAUUGCAGAUGAAAAUGACCUUAUACUGGCAAUAUUGUCACUAGAUGGAGAUCCUCCAGUACUCCGACUCUUCGAAGAGAAAGAAUACAAAAAACACAAGUAUGAACAGCAGAAGAAGAAAAGAGUUCAGCAAAAAAGAUCUGUUGCAAAACGCAUGGGCAUCAAAGAGCUAAAAAUGGGGUACAACAUUGAUAUUCAUGAUUAUAGUGUGAGGCUUAGAGCUGCAAAGAAGUUUCUUAAAGCUGGUGACAAGGCUAAGAUUGUGGUAAAUUUGAAAGGCCGGGAGAACUUGUACAAAAAACAAGCGAUUGAACUUCUCAGAAGAUUCCAAACUGAUGUUGGUGAGCUAGCAACAGAAGGAAGUAAGAAUUUUGCGGAGAGAAAUAUAUAUGUGAUUCUUGUGCCGAAUAAACUAGCUAUACAGAAAGAACAAGAUGGGUUAAAUAAAAAGGUCAGGGCAGAAGGAGAAGUGGACCAAUCGGAAGACGAAUCAGACGCAGAUGAGGCUGUGAUCGAACAAGUCGAGGAAACUUCUUUGGAUGGGGAUGAGCCUGUGAUAGAAGAACUGGAGGAAAGUAAGGAACCCGAGACAGAAGUCUCAGCAAAUGUUUGAUUUAGCUGUAAAAGGCCAAUGGUGUUGCCUCUGAUUUUAGAAGGUACCAAUACUGCUCAUGUAAAUACAAGGAUGGUGCUAUUGUACUUGUACGUCCCUUCCUUGCCUGCUAAAACAGUAGAACUAUCCACCACCAUCGCUGCCUGGGCUCUAGACACAGUGAGGGCCCUGCGAUUAUCAAGAAGCUGGAGCCUCCGCCUUGUACUGGAAUCGACUAAUGGGCUUGGAAUCAUGCAGUAAGUAAGUUGGUACCAGUCAUGGACUCGUGGUGAUUGAUAAAGGUUCGCUUGUACUGCCCGAUGUGGCAUUGUUGUAGAUUUUGUUUUGGUGCCGCCGUUCCCAAAUACCGGUCAGUGUUGUGGAGAAGAUCAGUUGUAUCUUGAUUUUUGACUGGAAGAGCCUAAUAAGAGGAUGUCGUGCUAUUCA